Neospora caninum is the source of this 441-nucleotide messenger RNA. RefSeq names its product Polymerase (RNA) II (DNA directed) polypeptide F,related. The transcript has 2 exons. Gene Ontology annotation, cellular component: RNA polymerase III complex; nucleus; RNA polymerase II, core complex. Lineage: Eukaryota; Apicomplexa; Conoidasida; Eucoccidiorida; Sarcocystidae. The record is from RefSeq and is a predicted model, not a curated record. Bases 1 to 441 code for a protein of 146 amino acids. Gene Ontology annotation, biological process: DNA-templated transcription. Gene Ontology annotation, molecular function: DNA binding; DNA-directed RNA polymerase activity.
AUGGCAGACGACGAAAUCGAUCACAUGUUCGCGGGCGAGCCUGGCGGGUUGGGCGACGAUUUCGGCGAGGAUUUCGGCGACGAUGAAUUGAUAGAUGACUUCGACGUCGAACGCGCCGCGGCUGCCGCCGGACACGAACCAGAAAGUGACAUUCUCGAUCCAAAUGACCCCAGAGCUGGGCGGCCGCACGCCCGGCCCAGUGAGGGGCCGCGCAUAACGAGUCCGUACAUCACAAAGUUCGAGAAGGCGCGAGUGAUUGGCACACGCGCUCUCCAGAUCAGCAUGAACGCCCCCAUCACCAUUCCUCUCGACGGCGAGACGGACCCGCUGAUCAUUGCAGAAAAGGAGCUCUACCAGAAAACCAUUCCCUUCACCAUUCGCAGAUACCUGCCUGACGGCAGCUACGAAGACUGGAAGAUCCAGGAACUCAUUGUCGACUAG